ACAGUGGGGGUGGGGGAUGGGGCAGGAUGGGGAGGACACCGAUAUGCUAAAUACCUACCAACAGUUGGUUAGGGCCCCGUUGGCGCGACCAGGGCAGGACACACGGCUUCAGGCUCCGGGGAGCAGCUCUAGGCUGCUCAAGCUGCUGUCGACGAUCUCUCGGGACAAGCAGGGCCGCCUGGGGAGUGGUGACGGUGUGCCAAAUCAGGACCUGCAGCAGAGGUCUCAGAGCUCAAGGCAGACAGCAAAGAAGGAGCGCAAGCCCAGGGGUCAGAGCAAGAAAGGACAGGGCUCUGAAGAGGCUGAUCUCUUCACCCCUCCUGCUCGGAAGCCCUCCUUCCCCUUCCAGUGGGCCUGGGAGAGCAUUGCCACAGACGUCCGGGCUGUGCUUCAGCCAAGCUCCCCAGCCUCUAGCCACCAAGCCCUGCCCCUGACCUCUUCACUUUCCCAGCGCCAGUUCAGGCGCAAGUCCACGGGCAGCCUCCCAGAGACCCUUGGCUGCUGCCAGAAGACAGAGACACAAAACCUAAAGGUGAGACAGCGGCUGAGAGCCUGGGGUGGUGUCUCCAUCCUUCCUGACAAAGGAGGGCAAGGACCAGAGCCCCGCUGUGAGUGUGGCCUCCAGCUGCCUGGGAGGAGGCCAGGAUCAGGAUCGGUGUCCGAAGAGCAUGUCCAGCUGCCAGGCCCAGGUGCUGAGAAGGCCGAGAGGGGUCUGAGUUCUGCGGAGCUGCUCCAGUGCCCCAGGAAGGGGCCGAUCUCAGAGGAGGAGCAAUUCUCAGCAGCCACAGAAGAGGCUGAGGAGGGGGAGCACAGGGCUACCCGCAGAAGGAGGGCUGGUUCUCAGAAAAAGGGGCAGUUUUCUGGAGAGGAGGCCUCAGAUGAGGGGGAACAGGGCCAGAGCCAGGAGAGCAUCCCCAACUUCAACAACCUCCAAAGGCCACGGAGGAGGAAGACAAGGGCCAAGGAGCUACAGGAGCCGUGGGACCUGGAGAAGCUACACAGGCAGCUGCAAAGAGACCUGGAUUGUGGUCCCCAAAAGCAGCCCUGGAUGGCUUUGAGAGAUGCCUUCCAGGCCUCCAAACGGAGUGGAAAGGCCUAUGCCUUGGGAGGCGAUGAAACCUUCUUAUCUGCCAACCUGCCUAACCGCACCUUCCGCAAACGACAGGAAGCCACCAGGAGCCUGCUGCAGGCCUGGGAGCGGCAGCGGCAGGAGGAGCGGCAGCGGGCCGAGCUGCGGCGGGCCCGCACACAGCACGUACAGCGGCAGGUGGCCCGCUGCCUGGCAGCCUACGCACCCAGAGGGAGCCGGGGGCCCGGUACGGCCCAGCGCAAGCUGGAGGAGCUGAGGCGUCAGGAGCGACAGCGCUUUGCCGAGUACCAGGCAGAGCUGCAGGGCAUCCAGCACAGGGUGCAGGCCCGGCCCUUCCUGUUCCAGCAGGCCAUGCAGGCCAAUGCCCGUCUCACUGUCACCCGGCGCUUCUCCCAGGUGCUGUCAGCACUGGGGCUAGAUGAGGAGCAGCUGCUGGCUGAGGCAGGAAAGGGGGACACAGUGGGCACCCCCAGAAAAUCCAGGAGCCACAGGCCAAUGGGGGUGAGAAUGGAGCACUCUCUUCCAAGCCCUCCAAGGAAAGAACCCACCGGCAGCCAGCCUGACAGGCACCACACCCCCAGCCUGGACCCGGAGUGCAGUCCCUGAGAUAAAAAUUAAAGGCUUUUUGGC
Saimiri boliviensis boliviensis (Bolivian squirrel monkey) is the source of this 1720-nucleotide messenger RNA. RefSeq names its product testis specific 10 interacting protein (gene TSGA10IP). Gene Ontology annotation, biological process: cilium organization. Gene Ontology annotation, cellular component: photoreceptor connecting cilium; ciliary basal body; cilium. Lineage: Eukaryota; Metazoa; Chordata; Mammalia; Primates; Cebidae. The record is from RefSeq and is a predicted model, not a curated record.